AUGAACGCGACACCAAUUGAUUUCAAUCGUACCGGUAAUGGCCCAGUUGCGAAUUCAACUCCAAAAACCGAAUCAUCAAAAUCAGAUUAUCCAGCAAAUGAUCAGGAGAAACCUGUCAUUGUUGAACAAGCAAAACAUGUAUCAAAACGAAGAAAAACAAAGUAUGGCUCAUAUAAAACAUUAAAUGAUGAUGCUUAUAACAGUGAUUUGGAUGAUCUUUGCGAUCCGGAUUUUUAUCUAACAUAUACAUCGCAAGCAACAAUGCCUAUUACUACAAGUAAUACAAUCGAAUCAAGUAAAAUAAAUGGUGAUUUAAAUGGGAAGAGUAAAAAUGAGCCUGAUUUUGUAAAUAAUUCAACGACAGCAACAACGAUGGCAGCAACAGCAACAACAGCAAAAAUGAACGAAUCAAAUUUGAGAAGUACCAAAAGAUUGGGAAAAAAUAUACCCUAUCAGCAGUAA
This is a messenger RNA of Acanthocheilonema viteae, 462 nucleotides long. The record is from the annotation of a GenBank genome assembly. NCBI's taxonomy places the organism in Eukaryota, Metazoa, Nematoda, Chromadorea, Rhabditida, Onchocercidae.